GGGCGGCGGGGAAGCGGCGGCCAUGGCGGCGCAGCAGCAGCUCGGCCGGGAGCACCAGGGCAUCACCCUGCGCGGCAGCGCCGAGCUCGUCGCCGAGUUCUUCUCCUAUGGAAUCAACAGCAUCCUGUACCAGCGGGGCAUCUACCCCCCCGAGACCUUCACCCGCGUGCAGAAGUACGGGCUCACCCUGCUGGUCACCACGGACCCCGAGCUGGCCAACUACCUCAACAACGUGACCGAGCAGAUGAAAGAGUGGCUGUACAAGUGCAUCGUGCAGCGCCUGGUGGUGGUCAUCUCCAGCAUCGACAGCAGCGAGGUCCUGGAGCGGUGGCAGUUUGACAUCGAGUGUGACAAAACUGCAAAGGAUGACAAUGGACCACGGGAGAAAUCUCAGAAGGCAAUUCAGGAUGAAAUUCGCUCUGUCAUCAGACAAAUAACUGCCACAGUAACCUUCCUGCCACUCUUGGAAUCUGCCUGUGCCUUUGACUUGCUGAUCUACACGGAUAAAGAUCUGGCAGUGCCAGCCAAGUGGGAAGAGUCAGGCCCACAGUUCAUAGCCAAUUCAGAGGAGGUUCGGCUGCGCUCCUUCACCACCACAAUCCACAAAGUCAACACCACGGUGGCUUACAAGAAGGAUUCUGUUCCCUAAGAUGCAGGGGGCAAGUUUUGUCCUGUCACCUUGUAUAGUUCCUGUUCAUCAUGCAGCAGCUAAGCUAUGAGCACAUCAUUGCUGUCCUCCUGAUAAAACACGACACAAAGACAACAUGCCUGUCUGUGAAAAUGUGACACUAAACUAAGCUGGCAUCAUUUCUAAAGAAAUUUUAAGAAGGUCAUAGUCAAUUUGUACUUUACUGUAUGAGAUAAUCCAAUGGUGUGUUAAAACCACUGCCUCUGCUAGAAAAACUGCCUAAAUCUGGGAUUAGCUGCUAGAAUUGUGUUCAGAUCCUGUAACUUUGUAUUUUAAGAUUGUUUUUAAACUACACUCUGUUAGCAGUCUUAAAUUCUCUGCAGCAACUAAAAUAAUCUCACUCCUAGUAUGCCAGUUUUCAUGUUAGAAGCCUGGGCUGUUUUAUUACCAGAAAUAACCCAAAAAUGAAUCAUCCAAACAAUUCUUAUACUGCUCUACAAUGGAAGCAGCUGUUUAUCAGGAAAGCUUUAAAGACACAAAACCUUGUAUCUUAAUGACCACUGGGCUCUAGUUCUGGGGACAAAGUUGUUUUGUGUACGUCUGUAGUGUCUGUCCAGCAUUUUCUAUGUUUCUAUUCUUGUUUUACAGAAUAAAGCUUCUAGUUUUAUAGUGUUCUCUAA
Molecule: messenger RNA, 1308 nt
Organism: Zonotrichia albicollis (white-throated sparrow)
Lineage: Eukaryota; Metazoa; Chordata; Aves; Passeriformes; Passerellidae
Gene: MAD2L1
Product: mitotic arrest deficient 2 like 1
Biological process (GO): mitotic spindle assembly checkpoint signaling
Cellular component (GO): cytoplasm; kinetochore; nucleoplasm
Source: RefSeq, a predicted model, not a curated record